GAGCAGUGUGUGCGGCGCCGAGCACGGUCACCAGGAAAGUUUUCACGUGAUGGGAUUUUGCCGGAAUUACCUAGCUACCGGCUUCCGGGAAGAUUUUCCGUCCGUCCGGCUCUGCGGACUCAAGGAGAGAAAGGAAAACAUUCCUCAGUGUAACCACACUUAGGACCUAAAGAGAUUCAUAAAUAUUUAUACACAGGUCCACAUCUGCCUCCCCAUGCAGAACUCCAUGAAAUGAAUAAAGCACCACAGCCUAUAACAGGACCCCCCUCCACCCCCCACCCUGCCCCCUCCCCCGGCCUCUCACAGCCCUCAUUCCCCCCUGGGCAGCCCCCUUCUGUUGUGUUUGCCACCCCACCGCCUCCACAAAUGAACCCAACACCACAGACCCGACAGUUUGCCCCAGGGCCACGGCCUAUACACCAACAGGGAAGCUUCAGGUCACUACAGCCCUAUUACACCAACAGGCCCAGCCUGCCUCCCAGCAGUGGGCCUCGGGGUGUCCCUCCCAACAGCGGCCCUCGGCCUGUGACGCCCACCCACGUCUACCAGGCAGGCCCUGGCUCCCAAAUGAUGAUGAUCCCUGGGCAACAGUUGCCCUUCCCCAGCUCACCACAGGGAGCUGCCUACUUCAUACCGGGACAGUACCGGUCAGCAACCUAUGUGGCCACACCCCAGCAAUACCCAGUCCCAGCAGGCACCCCAGGCUUCUACCCAGGCACCAGCCCCGCUGAAUAUGGUACUUAUGCAGGGGCCUACUACCCCGCCCAGCCUCAGUUCACCCCCUCGGUGCAGGCGGCACCGGUCAUUAUGAACCCUGCCCCACAACAGCAGCAACCACCACCUCAGCCUCCGCAACACAUCCACACCAAACGGGAGCGCAAACAGAUCAGAAUAAGAGACCCUAACCAAGGAGGUCGAGACAUCACAGAGGAGAUUAUGUCAGGGGGCCGAAGUGGCUCUACCCCAACCCCACCACAGACAGCCAUAUCUGGAACAGAAAGUCCAGCCCAGGCCAACGGUGAGAGCUUCACAGCUGCUGCUACACCAGCAGUGGUUAGACCAGAUGACAGAGGGAAACCUACGCCCCCUCCUCUGUCUAAGACCCCUGAACUUGCGAAGGGUGACCCUAUCCCCACUGAGGCUACCUCCUCUGACACGAACACUAAGCCCCCUUCACCCCCUUUACUAUCAGAAGCAGAGGACGCCCCUGUCGACACUAUUUCCACAGUUGCACCCAGCGUCCCUGUCGCAGACGUGAUGGAUGCCCCCCCACCACCACGAGAACCCACACCACCCCCGCAGCAAGCGCCCGAGGUGCCUGCCUACCCCGCACCCCUGCCCGACCCUAUCCCCACCUCUGCACAAGACAAAACAGACAAAGCAACAGAGGAGGAGGUCGAAGAGGAGGAGAUGGAGGAGGAGGAGGAGGAAGAGGAAGAGGAGGAGGAGGUGGAAGCAGAGGAGGCAGCAGCUGCCUCUUUGGACACUCCCCUUCCACCUCCCUCCGCCACUAAUGGUGUUGCAGAGGUUUUGCCAGCAAGGCCGUCGGUCGUUUUGCCACCCAGUCACCUCGAGGCGCCUCUGGAGUCUCCCAUCGCACAGCCCGAUGAGCUCCGCCUCCCCAACGGCCUGCCACUGCCGGCUCCUCGAGACCCCGAGGUGCCCGCCGUCAGUACUGCCGAGUGUGACGACAGCCCCAUCGCUGAGCCUGAAAUCAGCCUGCUGCCCGUCGUACAGUCCUACACAGCCAUCGCUCAGGCAGCACCUACGCCUGUCGUCCAAGCCGCACCUGCACCUGUUGACCAGCCUGCAGCCGCACCUGCACCUGCACCUGCACCUGCACCUGCACCUGCACCUGCACCCGCUGUCACCGCUGUUGACGAGAUUCCUCCUGAUCCGGUCGUCCCAGCAGCACCCACCCAGCCUGAGGUACAAGACACGGUUCCUCCAGAAGCCACGGAUGUCAAAGAAGAAGCCCCAGUGCCCCAGUCCACCGCCAAGGAAGAGAAGCCAUCUCUCGCAGAGACGGUUUCCAUAGCGGACAGUGCCCCGGAAACAGUGCCCACUCCUCCCCCUCCCACAGCAGAGGAGCGGGAGGACACUCCUCCUCCUCCUCAGAUGGUCACCCCUGCCCUUGUAGAAACUACUAUGCAAGCUGCUGUGUCUGUGCCAAAGAAAAAGAGGAAGAUAAAGGAUCUGAACAAAAAGGAGGCAGUGGGAGACCUCCUGGAUGCCUUUAAAGAGGUAGUGGCCCCACCGGAGCCCGAGCCAGCCCCCACACGAGCACCAGAGACCCAACCCCCCGCCACUUCCCCUCCUGCCCCAGAGGAGACGGACCUGACGUGGGAAGACAAGGAGGACAAGCUGGAUGCUGAGAACAUUCAGCCAGAUUCUCCCGAGCAGAACGCCACUGACAAGAAGUACCAGUACAAAGAGGAGCAAUGGAAGCCGAUCAACGCAGAGGAGAAGAAGAAGUACGACAGAGAGUUUCUUCUGGGCUUCCAGUUCAUAUCAGCCAGCAUGAACAAGCCUGAGGGUCUGCCUGCCAUCAGCGACGUCGUCCUAGACAAGGUGCAGCCCUGCACACUGAAGGCUAAUAAGACCCCUCUGCGUCAGCUGGACCCCAGUCGUCUACCAGGAAUGAACUGCGGCCCUGACUUCACACCCUCCUUCGCCAACCUCGGCAGGCCUGGCAUGGGAGGAGGAAGCAGAGGACCACCGCCCGGCAUGGGCAUCGGAGUCGGAGGCGGCUCACGUCGCUCUCAGCAGUUCCAGAGGAAAGAGCAGAGGAAAAUCAUCACCAGCAUGUCACUCAGCGACGACGUGCAGCUGAACAAAGCGGAAAAGGCUUGGAAGCCCUCGACGAAGAAAGCGGUUCGCAGCCGCGCAGAGGAGAGCGAGGAGAACGACCCGGAGCAGGUUAAGACCCAGGAGCUGUUUAAACGGGUUCGCAGCAUCCUCAACAAACUGACCCCCCAAAAGUUUCAACAGCUGAUGAAACAGGUGACGGAACUGACUAUAGACACUGAGGAGAGACUGAAAGGAGUCAUAGAUCUUACCUUUGAAAAAGCCAUCUCCGAGCCGGACUUUUCGGUGGCCUACGCCAACAUGUGCCGCUGCGUUAUGGGGCUUAAAGUCGAAUCCGCAGAUAAGCCGGGAAAUACUGUGAAUUUCCGCAAGCUGCUGCUAAAUCGAUGCCAGAAGGAGUUUGAAAAGGAUAAAGACGACGACGAGAUCUUCGAGAAGAAGCAGAAAGAGCUGGAGGCCACUUCAGUGGCGGAGGAGAAGCAGCGGCUCAUUGAGGAGCUACAGGAUGCUAAAGACAAGGCCAGGAGGCGCUCGCUGGGCAACAUCAAGUUCAUCGGCGAGCUGUUCAAGCUCAAAAUGCUCACCGAGGUCAUCAUGCACGACUGCAUUGUGAAGCUGCUCAAGAACCACGACGAGGAGUCCCUGGAGUGCCUGUGCAGACUGUUGUCCACCAUCGGCAAGGACCUGGACUUUGAGAAAGCCAAGCCUCGUAUGGACCAAUACUUCAAUCAGAUGGAGAAGAUCAUAAAGGAGAGAAAGACCAGCUCCAGAAUCCGCUUCAUGUUGCAGGAUGUGCUGGACCUUCGACGGAACAACUGGGUCCCCCGGCGAGGCGACCAGGGUCCCAAGACCAUCGACCAGAUCCACAAAGAGGCUGAGCUGGAGGAGCACAGGGAGCAGAUGAAGGUGCAGCAAGCCCUUGUCUCCAAGAAGGAGUCGGGCAGCGGCCCCGGAGGCAGGAUGGGCGGAGGAGGUCCUGGGGGUCGUGGUGGCCCUCAUACCCCAGGCCGCGGCGCUCAGCCCCAGGACGAGGGCUGGAAUACAGUGCCCAUCUCCAAGAAUCGACCCAUUGACACCUCUCGCCUUAGCAAAAUCACUAAGACUCCUGUUCUUGACUUCAACAAUCAGCUGCUUGCCCCAGGAGGUAAAGGUACAUGGGGGAGCUGGGGUAAGGGCAGCAGCGGUGGUACCACCACCAAACCUGCAGAUACUGGCUCAGAGGCAAGCGGCCGUCCAGCCACCAGUACUCUAAACAGGUUUUCAGCCUUACAGCAACCGCCGUCCUCCUCGGGCUCUUCACUGGACUCAGACAGACGGGUUCCUCAGAGAAACAGCUCGAGUCGAGAGCGCAGCGACUUCGACCGCUCUAACCGCGACCGAUUUGAGCGACGGGACGACCGCGACCGAAACCGCCUGCAGGUCACCAAGCGCAGCUUCAGCCGGGAGAAUGAGGAGCGGAGCCGGGAGAGGGAGCAGCGCGGGACGGCCGAUCCAGUCCGCAGGGUGGCAAGCAUGACGGACGACCGAGACAGAGGCAGCAGAGAGAGAGCCAGGAGCAAAGAGAAUGUGAAGCGGGAGACUGCCACACCUCCACCUCCCCCGGCCUCGACCAAGCCUGCCAUGACUGAGGAAGAGCUGAACAAGAAGUCCACAGCCAUCAUCGAGGAGUACCUCCACAUCAACGACAUGAAGGAAGCCCUGCAGUGCGUUCAGGAGAUGAAUAGCACUCAGUUGCUGUUUGUGUUCGUACGAAACGGACUGGAGUCGACGCUGGAGCGCAGCACCAUCGCCAGGGAGCACAUGGGCCUGCUGCUGCACCAGCUCAUUAAGACCGGCACCCUCCCAACACUGCAGUACUAUAAAGGGCUUCAGGAAAUCCUGGAGGUGGCUGAAGACAUGGCGAUAGACAUCCCACACAUCUGGCUGUACCUGGCAGAACUGAUCACUCCCAUGCUCCACGAGGGAGGCAUCCCCAUGGGAGAACUUUUCAGGGAGAUUUCAAAACCUUUGAUCCCUCUGGGCAAAGCCGGAGUCCUGCUGGUCCAAAUCCUCACUUUACUCUGCAAAGGAAUGAGCCAUAAAAAGGCGGGCACAAUGUGGAGGGAGGCUGGCCUCGGGUGGAAAGACUUCCUGCCGGAGGACGUAGACGUCAACAAGUUUGUGACCGAAAAGGACGUGGAGUUCACUCUGGGCGACGAGACAGAGAAAAACAAGAAGAAGGAGCUAAGCUCUGCAGAGCUAACCAAACAGCUGGACAGACUGAUUCAGGACAAGGCCGACAACCAGCGGAUCUUUGACUGGAUCGAGGCCAACCUCGACGAGCAGCAGACCUCCUCCAACGUGUUUGCCCGAGCUCUGAUGACUUGCAUCUGCCAGUCAGCAGUCAUCUGUGAGAACCCGUACAAGGUGGACGGUGAGCAGAUCAGACAGAGGGCGAAGCUGCUGCAGAAAUACCUGAAGGAUGAACAGAAGGAGCUGCAGGCCUUGUACGCCCUGCAAGCCCUGAUGGUGCAGAUGGAGCAACCUGCCAAUCUGCUGCGGAUGUUCUUCGACACCCUUUACGACGAGGACGUGAUCAAAGAGGAGGCCUUCUACAAGUGGGAGUCCAGCAAAGACCCCGCCGAGCAGCAGGGCAAGGGCGUGGCCCUCAAGUCCGUCACCGCCUUCUUCACUUGGCUCCGCGAGGCCGAGGACGAGUCCGACAACAGCUAGGGACUCCCCUCACUGUGGGGAGCGAUGGGAGAACCGAGUUGAGGAGCGAAUGUUCCAUGGAUGAUUCAGAAGACUCUGAAUCAAUAAAAAAAAACCUUCUGCAUAAACAGAAAAAAAAGCAAGAAAAAAAUUCUUCAACUGGGAGAGAUUGUAUUACAGAUCGAACAUUCGAUCAUGUUAUUUUUUUUGUUUUGUUUUUGUUUUCGGGUUUCUUGUUUUCCCCUCGCGCAAACCGAAUGUCUUUUUUUGAAAUAAGUGAAAUGAAAUAGAAAGAAUAGAUACGAGAGAGAGAGAAUGCUAAGAAGCGUUACAAGCCGUGGGAGAGGAUGCUGUUUCCUCCAGUGUUUUUUCCUUUUUUCCUUUUCUGGUUUACUUCCUGUUUUUAAAUGGCUUUCAGCUCGCCACGGCAACUCUAUUCAAGACACUUUGCAUAACGACAGAUGUAUAAGAAACUUUAAAAGGCUGUUCACAUCUAUAUUUUUGAUGAAUUCAUCCUUUGUCAUGUGGACACGACGUUGUGUGUUGUGUCACAUGCGCGAUGUUUGGAUCUACGUGACGCGCUUAUGUAGACGGCUAGCUUUUUUUGUUUCUCUUCUCUUUUUUUUUUUGUUGGAUGAUUGGAGUGUGUGUUUUGUAAUAAAAACAGAAAACUACAAAGAAAAGUGGCGAGAGCUGUCUAACGGACAUUUCAGAUAGGAGUUAGAGUAACGGUUGUGGACUCCGGACAGAGGAUCUCACGCAGACUUUAUGAGAGCAGUGUCAACUUACGGGGAGAAAAGGGGGGGGCUGAUGAACAUUGACCAUUUUGCUGCUGUGGGGGUGACGAUGCUUCCCUGACGCCCCCUCAACCCCCAAACCCCAAACAGUCCCCUCUGAUGUGUCUGUUUCACUCAUUUUGCUGUGCUUCAAAAAACAAACUGUGGACUCACAAAGGGAGAGCAAGAGCAAGGGCUCGCAGCCGCACCUUCCUACAAAGCCUGUCGUCGGAUUUUAAAAAGAUAAAAUAUCGUUAUUGAAACUUGAAAACAAAAAGUAUACGGUCAAAAAUCCACUUUAACGAAAAAGGACUUUAAACAUAGUUUAACAGUACAAAUCCUAAAGGCCUUUUCUGCUUCCAUGAGUGGAAAUUUCAGGAGAGUUCUGUAAAUAUAUGAUGGAUUGUUUAUUUUUUUGUUUUUGUUCUUUUUUUUUGUUCUUUUUGUUUUUCAAAGAUAAAAUGCUCUUUUUCCCUGUAUUUAUAUUUUUCUCUCCUCAGCUGGCAGAAGGCGCUUGUAAUUAUCCAACCCAAGUCAUUGAUUACAAUUUAAUUGAAAAUUUGUAAAUAUUUUUUGCUUUACUUUAUUAAAAAGAUAUUUAAUUAAAGAAAAUUAAUGCCUCUUUUCGCAUCCAAAACUGGAAGAGAGAAUAAAGAUCGUUG
Larimichthys crocea (large yellow croaker) is the source of this 6937-nucleotide messenger RNA. RefSeq names its product eukaryotic translation initiation factor 4 gamma 1. NCBI's taxonomy places the organism in Eukaryota, Metazoa, Chordata, Actinopteri, Sciaenidae. Gene Ontology annotation, cellular component: eukaryotic translation initiation factor 4F complex. Gene Ontology annotation, molecular function: mRNA binding; translation initiation factor activity; protein binding. The transcript has 33 exons. Bases 232 to 5520 code for a protein of 1762 amino acids. The record is from RefSeq and is a predicted model, not a curated record.